GUCUUGAAAAAAAUUAAAAAUAUAUGAAUUUUCCAAUUAAACUUCUUUUUCCGACAGCAAAAGAAAGUUAUAUUAGCCAAAAUGAUAUAAACUUCUCUUCUCCUCUUUAUAUUCAGGUUCCAUAUGUUUCUGUGCUUAUAUCUAUUGUACUUGGAAGAGAACGGCUAAGAUGGAUGUCUGAAAGAUUGAACUUUAAUGAAAAAAAGGAAAAGUCUGUGCUUAUUUUAUGUGGAUAUACAAAAGAAACUUUUUUAAAAGAGAUUCUACAUGUUCAGGAUAUACAACAUUUUUCUACCAGUAAUUCUGAAACAUCUAUAUGGUCAGAUGAUUCUUUUUGGACAAUGGAUGCAACAGGUGCAUGGAUAUCUGCAUCAGAAUAUAUUGAUUUAAUUUAUGUUCCAUCGCUUCGGGGUCUUCGCGCUAUUUUAUCAGUAUAUCAUUAUUCUUCUUCAUUAAAUAGGCUUGCUAUAUGGUCAUUUCUAAAGAUUCAUGAAGCAUCUGGAGAAUUUUCAGCACAGGGUCUUUCUAGGACAAUAGCAUUAGCUAUUGAAGCUUGUAGAAAUGAAAAUAUAAUUUUUUGCGAUUCUAUUUCCAUAAAAUCACUAAUUCAACUUCUUAAUAGUAGUACAAAGGUAUCUGGGAUCUCAGUUUGUUCAGCAAUUAGGCAAAUUACUGUUGAAACUGUUAUGGAGAGAUGGAUUAGUGCUUUCUGGGAAAUUGUUAGUUUAAAUGAACAAGGAAUUGGGUAUGGCAUUUGGAAAUAUCGUGGAGAGCAUUGGAAAGUAUGCUGGAAAGAUUCAGGAAAUGGAGAAAUUAGCGAUAUUGAAUACAUACGGCUCGAUUAAUUAAAAGACAUAGCAAAAAAUCAAAGUGUUGUAUAAUUGAUAUUUAAAAUUAUAAAUAAUUAUGAAGUGGCUGCUAUUUCCAUACAUCGAUUCAUUUCGUCCAUAUAGAGUUCAACAUGACUUUUAAGUUUCGAAAAUUCAUUUUGAAUAGCUAAUACUUCUGAUUCAAUAUGAGAACGCAAUUCUGAUAUUUUUUUCUCAGUAGAUUCAAUUAUUGUUCUUUUUCUAUCCAUUUCAUGUGCUCUUUCUGCUCGUUCGACUGUUAUAAUGUUAUAUUCUUUCCGUAUUUCGGCCAUUUUCUUCUGAGCAGCUUCACGUUUUGCUUCAGCAGAACGUUGAAUUCUGGCAAGUUUAUCUUCAGCAUUUGCCAAUUGUCGGUUUAAUUGCUAUGUUAAUAUUAGACUGGUAAAUAAUAUUUCAUAAUAAAUGCCUGAUCUUUAACUUCCACUUCACGCACUUCUAAUUCUUUUUGGUCUACCAUUUCUUGAUGUUUAGCAACCUUACGAGAUGCUUCUUCUACUUUAGCAAUUUCAAUCUCACAUUCUUCCAUUAAUUUUAUACAAUUUAAUAUAUCCUAUAAAAAUAAGAAUUAAUCCAGAUAAUAUAUAAAAAUAACUUGUUCAACAACUCCAAUUGCAUCAAUUUUAUUUUGAAGCUCUCUUGAUUUUUUUUCUAAUGAUGCUAUAGAGCUUUUUUCUGAUGCUAAUGAUGAUCCCAUAUCUGAAAUAAGUUGUUUUAGUUUCUCUGGAGAAUGUACAAUUCUUGAACGAAGUUUCAUACAUUCUUGCUUUGUAUUGACUGUAAUAAAUUGGUUGUUUGUCUUAUAAUAAUUAGAUUUUAAGAACAAAUAAAUAUAUAAUACCAAACGCUCAGCAAUUUCUGCUUUUUCCGUUUUCAAAACAUCAAUUUCAUUUGUAAGAGCUGUUUGUAUCUUUUUCAACUCUCGAAGGUCAUUUGUAAGUGCAACAUUGAUCUCUUUUGAUUUCUUAACUAAUAACACUUCAUCUGCUUGCUUUAUUUUUAGAUUUUUAAGUUUUUCUGACAAAUCUUGGUUUUGAAAAACAAGAUCUUGAUGUCUAGAAACAUACGAUUCCUAAAAAAUAUUUGAUAUACUACCUUAUAAUGUCUUUUAUACAUACUGCUUUUUGUGCAUGUGUUUCAAAGACCGGCAUACGCUCUUCUCUAAAUUUUGCAAAAUUAAUCACUGCUGAAAGAAUUUUCUUAACACGUGCAGCUUCCGGCUUUAUCAAAUCACGAAUAGAAAAAUCAUCA
Molecule: messenger RNA, 2117 nt
Organism: Pneumocystis murina B123
Lineage: Eukaryota; Fungi; Ascomycota; Pneumocystomycetes; Pneumocystales; Pneumocystaceae
Exons: 1
Coding region: 24-845 (273 amino acids)
Source: RefSeq, a predicted model, not a curated record